AUGUAUGCAGGGUGCUAUGGAAAGACCCUGCAUAUAUGCACUCAGAUCGGAAACUUUGUUCACGAUGUCACAUCGUGGAACAAAAGUGGACAAUAUUCCCGAUCUGAGUACAUGUAUGCAGGGUGCCAUGGAAAGACCCUGCAUAUAUGCCAUCAGCAUCCAAUUAACAAAGUAUUUCAUAAAGUAUGCGUUCCAACCAUAUUUAUUUGCUCAGUUGCGUUGCUUUUCAAUCUUCAUCCAAUAAUUUUAGGAUUAUUCACUAUUGGAGCCGCAAUAUUUUAUUUUUCGCUUUCUCUCAAAGUAAUGCUUGGGAUGGCUGCAUUCUUUUCUUGCAUUGUCACAUUUUUAGUUUUUUAUCCUGUUACCUGGUGGGUUUGGCUUUUAAUCUUUGGAAUAGCUUGGGUAGGGCAAUUUAUUGGACACCAUGUUGAAGGUAAAAAGCCAUCAUUCUUUACAGAUCUCCUGUUUUUAUUAAUAGGCCCUGUUUGGGUCUUCUAUUCUAUACUUGGAAUAGCCCCACCACCACAAAAAUCAGAAUAA
Trichomonas vaginalis G3 is the source of this 540-nucleotide messenger RNA. RefSeq names its product protein of unknown function, DUF962. The coding region runs from base 1 to 540 and encodes 179 amino acids. Gene Ontology annotation, cellular component: endoplasmic reticulum. The record is from RefSeq and is a predicted model, not a curated record. Gene Ontology annotation, biological process: sphingoid catabolic process. NCBI's taxonomy places the organism in Eukaryota, Parabasalia, Trichomonadida, Trichomonadidae. The transcript has a single exon.